Molecule: messenger RNA, 549 nt
Organism: Penicillium lagena
Lineage: Eukaryota; Fungi; Ascomycota; Eurotiomycetes; Eurotiales; Aspergillaceae
Product: DNA replication protein PSF1
Exons: 2
Coding region: 1-549 (182 amino acids)
Biological process (GO): DNA replication; DNA strand elongation involved in mitotic DNA replication
Cellular component (GO): GINS complex
Source: RefSeq, a predicted model, not a curated record
AUGUACGGCGAGCUGGGCAACAAGCUCAUCGUCCGCGCCGUGACCCGCGAAGUCCGCGACCUCGAACGCGAUGUCGCCCGCCUUCUAGACCCCUUCCACGGCGAAUUCAACCCCUCCGCUGACCCCGCCGUCGCCUGCGCGCUGCUAGUUGACCAUCUCUGCAUGCGCCGCAACAAGCGCUGUCUGCUGGCGUACCACCGCGUGCGCACCGAGAAGCUGGAGGAGCUGUGCUGGACGGGCGUUGAUGUGCUGGAGCAGCAGCAGCCCAGCGACGCACCUGACGAUCGCUCUACUGCUGCUGCGAUGUCUUCCGGGACGGGACACAGCUCGCUCAGCCCCGAGGAGGAGGAGUAUUUUCGGUUGUAUGGCGAUAUGCUCGCGGCUUAUAAGGGCCAGUUCACGGAUAUUGAUCUGACGGGCUCGUUGGAGCCGCCGAGAGAUUUGUUCAUUGAUGUGCGGGUGUUGAAGGAUGCUGGUGAGAUACAGACGGAAUAUGGGUAUGUCUUGGUGUUUUUCAUUGGGUUCUUUACUAACGGUGAUGAUGACUAG